CCACGACUGACCGGCUACCGGUACACUGUCAGAAUCCAAGGAAUUGAUACUGAGCUACUGUCAUAAUUAAAAUAUAAUUUGUGUUUGCGGAUGAGCGAAAUUAAGAAUUAUCUUGUAUUCGAUACUUUUGAAAACGGACAACAGCACAGUGCAAACCAAAAAAGUGUUAAUCAAGUUCCUGUAAAUUUGGGGGCCAGUUUGAAGGAAAAUAAUCACCAGUUAUUAUUAAAAAUGAAUGAUCUUCAGCAAUUGUCAACAGUAGGCUUAUUAGAGCUAGCUCAUCGUGAAUAUCAAGCAGGAGAUUAUGAAAAUGGAGAACGACAUUGCAUGCAGCUUUGGCGACAAGAUCAAACAAAUACAGGAGUCCUUUUGUUACUCUCUAGUAUUCAUUUUCAAUGUCGGCGAUUAGACAAAUCUGCACAUUUUAGCACAUUAGCAAUCAAGCAAAAUCCACUUCUAGCUGAAGCAUACAGGUAAGAUUUUUUUAAAACGUAAUAUGAAUAAUGGUAG
This is a messenger RNA of Agrilus planipennis (emerald ash borer), 510 nucleotides long. Its product is annotated as UDP-N-acetylglucosamine--peptide N-acetylglucosaminyltransferase 110 kDa subunit-like. The transcript has 3 exons. Gene Ontology annotation, molecular function: protein binding; protein N-acetylglucosaminyltransferase activity. NCBI's taxonomy places the organism in Eukaryota, Metazoa, Arthropoda, Insecta, Coleoptera, Buprestidae. The record is from RefSeq and is a predicted model, not a curated record. Gene Ontology annotation, biological process: protein O-linked glycosylation. Bases 91 to 477 code for a protein of 128 amino acids.